CCAAAAGCCCGUUUAACAAAUUUCUUUAUCGGGUGGGUUGGUUUAGUUUAGGGUCUAUAAAUACAAGCUCCGCAACAGAAAAUCCUUUUUUUUUCCUCUCUCCUCCAUUACCACCCUCAUCACUUAUCUGCCUACUCGCCGGCAAUAUUGCCGGCCGCCACCCUUCCCGGAAUAUUCUCCCUUUAUUCUCUCAUCACCCUUUCUCGCACAAACACAUCAUAAAGGUGAUGUAUGUGCUUCUUUUGGUUAAAAACCAGUUUAUGAAGGAAGAUUGAGAGUCAAAACAAAUCAUGGAUGGAGUUAAGGUUGUUCUUGAUGGAGUGAAGGGGGGAAUAAUAUCGGAUGGCCCAAAAGAGCCCGGGCUUAAAAACGUGAGUUCACAGCUGUCGAUAUCCGAAAUGGACGAUUUUGACCUCUCGAAGCUGCUCGACAAGCCCAGACUGAACAUCGAGAGGCAAAGAUCGUUCGACGAGAGGUCUCUUAGUGAGCUGUCGAUUGGUAUUUCGAGAGGUUUGGAUUAUUACGAGAGCGCGUAUUCUCCCGGGAGAUCGGCACUCGACACGCCUGCCUCGUCUGCUCGUAACUCUUUCGAGCCGCAUCCAAUGGUUGCAGAUGCUUGGGAAGCUCUUCGAAGAUCAUUGGUGCAUUUUCGUGGCCAGCCAGUUGGGACUAUAGCCGCCUAUGAUCAUGCCUCGGAGGAAGUUUUGAAUUAUGAUCAGGUUUUCGUUCGGGAUUUCGUCCCUAGUGCACUAGCCUUCCUUAUGAAUGGCGAGCCAGACAUAGUAAAAAACUUCUUACUCAAAACACUUCAGCUUCAAGGGUGGGAAAAAAGGAUCGAUAGGUUCAAGCUAGGUGAAGGUGCCAUGCCAGCUAGCUUCAAAGUGCUUCACGAUCCUGUUCGAAAAACGGACACAAUUGUAGCCGAUUUUGGGGAGAGCGCAAUCGGGCGAGUGGCCCCGGUUGACUCGGGUUUUUGGUGGAUUAUUCUUUUACGCGCGUACACAAAGUCAACCGGAGACCAUUCUUUGGCCGAGACUCCCGAGUGUCAAAAGGGGAUGAGGCUUAUUUUGGCCUUGUGUCUUUCGGAAGGGUUCGACACUUUUCCGACUUUGCUUUGUGCGGAUGGUUGCUCGAUGAUUGAUCGGAGGAUGGGCAUAUACGGCUACCCGAUCGAGAUCCAAGCCCUCUUCUUCAUGGCCCUCCGUUCAGCCCUCGUGAUGCUCAAACACGACACGGAAGGCAAAGAGUUCAUCGAGAGAAUCGUUAAGCGGCUUCACGCCCUUAGCUACCACAUGCGAAGCUACUUCUGGCUCGAUUUCCAGCAGUUGAACGAUAUUUACCGUUACAAAACAGAGGAAUAUUCUCACACGGCAGUCAACAAGUUCAACGUCAUCCCUGACUCUAUUCCCGAGUGGGUUUUCGACUUUAUGCCCACUAAAGGCGGUUACUUUAUUGGCAAUGUAAGCCCGGCCCGAAUGGAUUUUCGAUGGUUUGCUUUGGGCAAUUGUGUAGCUAUUUUAUCGUCUUUAGCCACGCCAGAGCAGGCCUCAGCUAUAAUGGACCUUAUUGAGGAGAGAUGGGAGGAAUUAGUUGGGGAAAUGCCUUUGAAGAUUUGUUAUCCGGCGAUUGAGAGUCACGAGUGGCGGAUCGUGACUGGUUGCGACCCAAAGAACACGAGGUGGAGUUAUCACAAUGGGGGUUCUUGGCCAGUGCUUUUAUGGAUGCUAACAGCCGCUUGCAUCAAAACUGGGCGCCCACAAAUUGCGAGACGGGCAAUCGAUCUUGCUGAGAGCCGCUUGCUGAAGGACAGCUGGCCCGAAUAUUAUGAUGGGAAAUUAGGAAGAUUUAUCGGCAAACAAGCUAGAAAAUACCAAACAUGGUCCAUUGCUGGUUAUCUAGUUGCGAAAAUGAUGUUAGAAGACCCUUCACACUUGGGAAUGAUUUCGCUCGAAGAAGACAAGCAAAUGAAGCCCGUUAUCAAGAGAUCCUCUUCGUGGACUUGUUGAGAAGUCGCAAGUAAAAGUCAAAAAAGCUCCGCAAAUACGAGGAUUGUAGGAAGAGAUUUGAGGUGAGACGCGAUUAUUUUUUUACGUUAAAAGAAAAAGGUAGUCGAUUCUUUUGGCGGGUUCUCGCUCGAUUGUUGUAGGUGUGUGAGGAUAUAAAAGCUUUGGUCUUGUGUACAUUAGUGUGUGUCCAGCAAGAUUAUCCAUCCUUUUUUUUUUCUGGGUCCUUUUUAACCUUUUUGUCUUGUUAUUGUUAAAAUAAGAAUGACUCUUGUUGAUUUGUUUCUUGAUUCUUGCAAGGAAACUUUGUGGGUUUGAAGCUUUUGUUGUUUGUUUUUAUGUUUGAGAGAUAGAUGACUUGUGUAGGCUAUAUUACUUUAUUGUGAAGAAUAUGUCUCAAAACAUCAUGCUUACAUAAUGAUGUAAUAAUUUGUUUUGAAGUGCUCUAUUCUAAGUAGUGUUGGGGCAGAUUUGACCUUAAGAUUCAAA
Messenger RNA from Striga asiatica, 2492 nucleotides. The record is from the annotation of a GenBank genome assembly. Lineage: Eukaryota; Viridiplantae; Streptophyta; Magnoliopsida; Lamiales; Orobanchaceae.